AUGAAGAAGGAGAGGAUAUUACUAAAGAAAAUGAAAGGGAAAGUUCAUCUGUUGAAGAAGUGUAGAGAAAAUCAAACAGUCAUCACCGAAUUUAUACUUGUGGGAUUCUCAAGCUCUGAAAAAUUCCAGAUUGUCCUCUUUUGGGUUUUUUUAGCUACUUACCUUGUGACAAUAAUUGGAAACCUCCUUAUUUUAAUUACAGUGUUGACUGAUCGCAGUCUCCACACCCCUAUGUACUUCUUUUUAGGAAAUUUAUCCUUCUUAGAUAUCUGGUAUGCCACAGAUCUUGUCCCCAGGUUGCUGUUUGGCAUGGUAACCAAGGAUAACUUUAUUUCGUUCACAGGUUGCAUGAUGCAAUUUUAUGUCUUUGGUGCACUGGCUGUUGCUGAAUGUCUCCUUCUCACUGUCAUGUCAUAUGAUCGAUAUUUAGCUAUAUGCAAGCCGCUGCAUUACAUGACGCUCAUGGACGGCAAGGUUUGCACUCAGUUAUCAGCUGGAUCCUGGGCAAGUGGCUUCGUAGGAACAUCAAUAACCAUAUGUUUGCUUUCUAAUUUAAAUUUCAGUGGCCCCAAUGAGAUUGACCAUUUCUUUUGUGAUAUUACAUCCCUGAUAAAACUCUCCUGCUCUGAUACUUACUUGGUUGAGAUCAUGGUUUUCUCCUUCUCUUCAGCUGUAUCCCUGAUCCCAUUCCUCUUAAUCCUGACAUCCUACAUUUGCAUUCUCAAGGCCAUCCUGAGGAUCCCUUCCGACACUGGGAGGCAAAAGGCAUUUUCCACCUGCUCCUCUCACCUUAUCAUUGUUAGCACAUUCUAUGGGACUCUGAUUGCAAUGUAUGUGGUACCUUCCUCAGACCACACUCUGGUGCUCAACAAGGUCAUCUCUUUGCUUUACACGGUGGUGACACCAAUGCUAAACCCCAUUGUAUAUAGUCUGAAGAACAAGGAAUUUCAUGAGGCUCUGAAGAAGCUUCUUAGUGCAGUAUUAGCAGCCACAAGAAAGCUCUGA
Messenger RNA from Gopherus evgoodei (Goodes thornscrub tortoise), 1005 nucleotides. Its product is annotated as olfactory receptor 11A1-like. The transcript is spliced from 2 exons. Gene Ontology annotation, biological process: G protein-coupled receptor signaling pathway. Gene Ontology annotation, molecular function: G protein-coupled receptor activity; olfactory receptor activity. Gene Ontology annotation, cellular component: membrane. NCBI's taxonomy places the organism in Eukaryota, Metazoa, Chordata, Testudines, Testudinidae. The coding region runs from base 1 to 1005 and encodes 334 amino acids. The record is from RefSeq and is a predicted model, not a curated record.